GCAAGAUCUUUGAUCUGUUUACAUAUACUGUCGCCGGUCCGCUAUACGCAUUAUUGUUUCAUUACGGAGUGGUUGACGUUGCAUACAAACGGUGAAUAAAAUCGGGUUGCAAAACAAGUCAGCUGCCAAGAUUGUCUGUUAUGAGGUGGACGUGCAUGAUGUUGGCUUCAGGCUUCUUCCACGGGAGACGUCUAGGAUCAUUUUUGAGUUUGCCACAUAAGUUACAACAAAUAGCUGCAUACAAUUCCUAUUGGCCAGUUAUGCGAUUUUGCAGCAUACCAGUGAUACAAAACCACUCCUUGCCUCUGUGUUGCAUAAAUUUUGUGCCGUUCAGAGGCUAUGCUAAAGGAAAAGACAAGAAGAAAGAGAAGAAAGGAAAGAAAAAGAUUGAAAUUAAUGAGACCAUGUUGGGAGAAAUUGUAGAUGUUGAAAGUAUGAAAGCUCAGAUGAAGAAAGCAGUAGAUACUCUGAAGGAUGAGUAUAUUAAGAAUCUCUCUCUUCGUUCAACAACAGGUUCAAUUGAGUCACUCAAAGUACGAUUCGAAGGAAAGGAUUUCACAUUGCAGGAACUUGCACAAGUUAUCAGGAAGAACCCAAAAACUGUAAUUAUUGAUGUUUCAACAUUUCCUCAGGCCAUUCCGUCAGUGCUUCAGUCAAUACAGAAGUCGGGGAUGAAUCUCAAUCCACAGCAAGAUGGAACAACGCUGUACAUUCCUGUUCCAGUGGUAACAAAGGAAUACAGAGAAACUCUUGCAAAAAAUGCAAAAGUUCUUUUUAUCAGAUGCCGUGAUAAUGUGAAAGAUGUGCAAAAUCGAUAUAUUAAAAAGGUGAAAACUCUUGCAGAUGUUUCAGAGGAUACAUCUCACAGUGUUCAAGAACAGAUUGCUGCUUUCGCAGACCAAUAUUUGGCAGAAGCAACAAAGAUUUUCGAAGCCAAAGAAUCUGAGCUCUUAAGAUAAGGAAGAACUAAGGUGUCUAGUGUGAAUGUUUUAGUUGUAUAAAUGUCUUUGAAUGAUAUUAAAAAUGUGACUAGAGACACUGAUAAAUGUGUAAUUAGUAUACACUUGGGUUUUUGUUGUGAAAUAAACUUAAAAGAGACA
Schistocerca nitens (vagrant locust) is the source of this 1100-nucleotide messenger RNA. It is a transcript of the gene mRRF1, whose product is annotated as ribosome-recycling factor, mitochondrial. NCBI's taxonomy places the organism in Eukaryota, Metazoa, Arthropoda, Insecta, Orthoptera, Acrididae. The transcript has 6 exons. Gene Ontology annotation, molecular function: ribosomal large subunit binding. Gene Ontology annotation, biological process: translation. The coding region runs from base 141 to 959 and encodes 272 amino acids. The record is from RefSeq and is a predicted model, not a curated record. Gene Ontology annotation, cellular component: mitochondrion.